AUGAUGGCCGCGCCUGCAUCCGAUCCAAAGUGGCUGCAUGAGGGUCAUCGCACCCCGCAGCCGGAGGCUGAGGCUCAGUACGAGCGAAUGACCCUCACCGCUGAAAUCGAAGAGGAUUUGCACCGCCGAGGUGCCUCCACCGAGAUGCUAGAGCUUCUCAAGGAGAUCGACGCUGACUUGCAGUUGCCAGCGGCGCCAGCAGGUCAACUUGGUGGAGAAAUCCGUGCAAAGGCACUGCGUUGCAUUUCCCACAUGCUGCAGGGGUGCAGCUCCGGUCAUUGCUCCUGGUUUCAGGCAGCGCUUCUUCUCGAUCGCCUCACGGCAAGCAACGACUACCGUUUGGAGCAGCUGCCACUGGCUUGUGUCUGCGUGGCAAGGCUUGUCAUAAAGUGCGCCUGCAGUGUGGCGACGCCCCUUACAAGCGAGAGCCCCCAGAUGCACAUGAUCAAGGAGUUUUCGACGUGGCUGGAGUCCACGCAGGACUGCUUAGCUUCGGAAGUGUCCAACCGAGCUCUCAACUUACAUGAGAAGACGGUCUUGAAGGCCCUGGAUUGGCAGGCAGAGGUUCCCUGCGUUGAGCAGUGGUGCCGUAUCUACUUCACUCGCUUCGGACGCCUGGCGGGCCGGGAGUACCAGGCUCCUCUUCAGCAGAUGCACGGCACGGCUUUGAUGUUCGCGCGAGCCGUGGUCAUGUGCGUUCCAGCCUCCGCCGAGUUGAGCCACGGCAAGCUGGCCACAGGACUCUUCAGCCUGAGCUUUGUGUACUCAAGCCUGCUUCCAAUGGCCCUCCUGAAGCCUGAGACGAUGGCAGAUGCAGAGUGGAGCGCGCUCUUCGCAGCGACCCAACCACGAGGUGAGCUACCGACAUGCCGGCUGCCAAAGCUUUUGACACUCGGUCGGCCCUUGGGACUGUUUGUUCUUAAGAGGAUCAUAUCACGGAAUCUUCUUCGGAGGGGUUUUAGGGACCCUAAACUCGAAACCCUAAACCCUAAGGGCCAUCCCAGGACGAUGAGGAUCAUGGACAUGAUCUGCCUGACCGUCAAAGAAGAGCUGGAUGUCAUCCGUGCCCAGGCAGCUCGCAUGCUGGAAGCCUUGGGCGAAACCUUUCAGCAAAUUCACUGCUUCCACGUACAAGGAGCUGGCAAUCGCUAG
Symbiodinium natans is the source of this 1152-nucleotide messenger RNA. The record is from the annotation of a GenBank genome assembly. Lineage: Eukaryota; Dinophyceae; Suessiales; Symbiodiniaceae.